GGAACGGGUAAAACUGUUGCGUAUUUGGCUCCUAUUAUUCACCAAUUGCAGGGGCACGAACCUCGUAUUCAGCGGUCUGAUGGGACCUUUGGUUUUGUUAUCUAACAUAUUGGGGAUUCAUGUCGAGGCCCCAUCCCCUUGAAGCUUAUUUGGAGAAAUAAGGCUCCCCCUGCCUGGACAACAUGAGGAAGCGGGGUAUAAUUGUGGUUAAUUGCUGUUGAUGUGCAAGAAAAGUGGAGAGUCAGUGGAUCGUAUUAUUUUCAUUGUGAGGUUGCCAGCAUCCCAUGGAACAUGAUCUUUGGCCUCUUUGGGAUGGGUUGGAUGAUGUCUUCUUGGAUUUUGGAACUUUUAACAUAAUGUAAGGGCAGUUUGACAACCAUAAAUAUGCAAUUUUGCAAAAGAUGCUCCCAUAGUGUCUAUUAUGGUAUCUAUGGAGAGAGAAAAUAUUUGGUCUUGAAGAUUGUUGGAUAAUGGUCCGAGAUGUUUUUCUUUAUAUCUUUACUUUUCAAGAAUUUCUAGCUCUUUUUCCUUUUGCAUGUUAGGUGGAUCUCGUAUAGACUUCUUGUGUACUUUUGGAAACACACUAUGUGUCAUUAAUGGAAUCUUUGUCUUAAACGUAAAAGAAAGUCCUGUGCAUCAGUUUUUAAUAAGUGUUUAGCAGUAAGGAAUUAUGUUAGAAGCAAUACACGCUACUACUACUUACCUGUCACCACCAUUAUAGGGUUUUUUAAUGUCUUUCUUUGGGUACCUCAACUUUAAUUAUCUCCUGGUAACAGCGUUGGUCCUUGUUCCAACGCGGGAGCUGUGCAUGCAGGUUUGUGAAAUAUUGCAAAAGUUAUUGCACCGUUUUCAUUGGAUUGUUCCGGGCUAUAUAAUGGGUGGUGAGAACAGGUCAAAGGAGAAGGCCAGGCUGCGCAAAGGCAUAUCUGUACUUGUUGCAACUCCCGGGCGCCUUUUGGAUCAUUUAAGGCAUACAUCAUCAUUCUUGCACGCUAACUUGCGUUGGAUCAUCUUCGAUGAAGCAGAUAGGAUUUUGGAAUUAGGAUUUGGGAAAGAAAUAGAGGAAAUAUUAGAUAUCUUAGGUUCAAGACAAGAUGCAUCCGUUGACGAGGAGAUUGCUGAGUCAUAUAUUUCUGAGCAUCCUAGGCAGAAUGUUCUAUUGUCAGCUACCUUAAAUGAAAAAGUAAAUCAUCUUGCCAAAAUAAGUUUAGAGAAUCCUGUUAUGAUCGGCCUUGAUUACAAGAAAAAGCAGCCAGUGUUAUCAAUUAAAGAUUUUGGUUCAUUGGGAUCUGAUGCAAAUUAUGAAUUAGAACAUCCUGUUAAAAUGAUGAGCUCUUCAAAUGGAGAUUUUAGAGUUCCAGCCCAGUUAGUUCAGAGAUAUGUGAAAGUGUCUUGUGGCUUGCGGCUUGCUGUACUUCUGUCCAUUCUAAAGGAUCUUCUUGAGAGAGGAACUUCCCAAAAGAUUGUGGUGUUCUUUUCAACAUGUGACGCUGUAGAUUUUCACCAUUCUCUUCUAAGCGAGUUCAAAUUCUCACCUCAUCCACAACCAGAAGAACAACUAAGACAGAUGUUUGUUGGAUGCAAAACUCUUCGGUUACAUGGAAAUAUGAAGCAGGAUGAUAGAAGAACCACAUUUCAGGCUUUUAAAACAGAAAAACUGGCUCUUCUCUUGUCCACAGAUGUUGCUGCUAGAGGCUUGGAUUUCCCAAAAGUUCGAUUCAUUAUACAAUAUGAUUCUCCAGGGGAGGCCACAGAAUAUGUGCACAGGGUUGGUAGAACUGCUCGCCUGGGUGAAAGAGGAGAUUCAUUGUUAUUUUUGCAACCAGUUGAAAUGGAUUAUUUACAGGACUUGGAGAAGCAUGGCAUAUCACUAACUGAGUAUCCCCUCCUUAAAGUAUUGGAUAGUUUUCCAUUGUACAAUGAGAAACGCCAUGUCAAGAAGGUUCUCAGCUUAGAGUCUCAUCCCUGGGUGCUACUUCUGCAGAAGGCACUUGAAGCAUUUAUACUGGCCGAGCCAAGGAUGAAGAAACUGGCCAUAACCACAUUUUGCUCUUGGGUCCGAGCAUAUGCUGCCCAUCGUGGUGAGCUGAAAAGAAUUUUCAUGGUAAAGAAACUUCACUUGGGGCAUGUUGCAAAGAGCUUCGCACUGAAAGAACAACCUUCCUUAGUUGGAAAGUCAUUCCAAAAAGAAACAAAGAAGAGGAAGAGAGAUGAAAAGCAAAAGGGACUAUCGAAAAAGAGGAAGUUUUCCCGCAAAACCUUGCAGCAGAAAAUAUGAAGCAGCAACAAUAAGAAUAGAAAGUUAAAAAGCAGGAUUAGCCGUUCCUAAACGGUUUUGUAUGUGCAGUAGACAAUGGCAGAGCGACUGGAUGCCGAGGGUAAGGCCUAAGGGACUUGACUAGGUCAUUGAUUUUGGGUGGUUCAUUUGCAAUAGGCCAGAGCAAUCAAAUAUAACUACUACAGUUAUGUAGUUGUAGCGAAGUUUGAGAGUUUGUAUUGAGAUUUUGAUGAAUGAUGAGUAAAGUCUUGACACACAAACAAGAGUGUUGUAGUUCCCAACCAUGAUAAAUGGUGAAUACACCAAGUGUUUUGCCAA
Molecule: messenger RNA, 2596 nt
Organism: Carya illinoinensis
Lineage: Eukaryota; Viridiplantae; Streptophyta; Magnoliopsida; Fagales; Juglandaceae
Product: DEAD-box ATP-dependent RNA helicase 17
Exons: 8
Coding region: 731-2278 (515 amino acids)
Biological process (GO): ribosome biogenesis
Cellular component (GO): nucleus
Molecular function (GO): nucleic acid binding; RNA helicase activity; ATP binding
Source: RefSeq, a predicted model, not a curated record